AUGUAUUACGAUUCGUUAAGUUUUUACGCAGAGAAAAUUCAAAGAGAAAAGGUUAUGGAAAGAGAAAACGCAGAGACAGCUGAAAAGGAUAGAACGUCCGAACUGUCAAUUCUCGAACUGAGACAAGCAGAAGAAUUAUGGAUUCAAGCAGUUCAAACAAAUUCAUUUGUGGAAGAACUUAAGUUUUUAUCAAGUAACAAAGUUUCGACACCUCUGACUUACGUUUCACAGUUUGGAUUAUAUGUUGAUGAGCAAUCGUUGAUUAGAUGUGCUGGACGAAUAAAGAAUGCCCAUCUCCCAAAUUCGAGCAAAUGUCCGGUUUUGCUGCCGAAGAACCACCAAUUUAGUCAUACAAGAAGUCCAUCAUCGAACAAGUCACAACGGUAUAAAUCAAACUCUUUCGUUAUUGUGUGAGCAAUUUUGGAUCAUUUGGGGACGGGAGAUCGUCAAGAAGAACGUUUGAAGAUGUGUAGUCUGUAAAAGAAACGAAGGUCGACCUUAUAACCCUCAAGUACGACCAGAUUUGCUGAGUUGUAGAGUUGAUGAAGCAAUGCCAUUUACGCACACUGGUCUAGACUUCUUAGGGCCUCUGUAUGUCACAAAGAAGAGUGAUGCACAAGAUGCAAUUUCAUCUGAAAAGACGUACAUUUGUUUAUAUACUUGUGCCUCUACAAGAGCAAUUCAUCUUGAACUUACACCCAACCUUACCGUGCCAUCGUUCUUGAGAAGCUUUCGAAUAUUUGUCAGUCGAUUCGGAUUACCUGCAACCUUAAUAUCAGAUAACGCCAAAACGUUCACAUCUGCGUCACAUGAAGUAAAGAACAUUAGAUCGGUCGAAGUUCAACAUCAUCUUACAAAUCAAGGAGUUAACUGGCAAUUUAUCGUUGAACGUGCCCCUUGGUGGGGUGGGUUUUGGGAACGUAUGGUACGAACUGUAAAGGGAGUUCUCAAAAAGGUCAUUGGCCGUUCGAGCCUUAAUUAUGAUGAACUGUAUACCAUUCUUACUGAAGUCGAAUCUAUCAUGAAUGAUCGCCCGAUAACGUACAUAUAUGACGAUGUGGAGUCAAUAUCAUAUGCAUUGUCACCAUCCCAGUUAGUUUAUGGUCGAAGACUCACGAGCACACCAAAACACACUACUCUGCCGUGCAGAGAAGCAGCGAGAGAAGUGCCAAUCACGACCGCGCAGAGAAGCAGCGAGAGCUAG
This is a messenger RNA of Paramuricea clavata, 1204 nucleotides long. Lineage: Eukaryota; Metazoa; Cnidaria; Anthozoa; Malacalcyonacea; Plexauridae. The record is from the annotation of a GenBank genome assembly.